AUGCAUAGCCAUUCCACAACCAUGGCGACUAGUAAUACACCCUUUCUCCUUCUCCUCGCCAUCGCCAUCUUCCUCUCCAUCCCUCACCUCUCCCAUUCCGAGCCACAACUCACACUCGACUACUACAAAACCACGUGCCCCGACUUCGCGAGGAUCGUGACCGCGACGGUCACCACGAAGCAGAUCGCCACCCCGACGACCGCUGCAGCCACGCUCCGCGUCUUCUUCCACGACUGCAUGGUCGACGGGUGCGACGCCUCGGUGCUCAUCGCCCCCAACAGCUUCCACAAGGAGGAGCGCGACAACGAGCUCAACCACGCACUGCCGGGCGACGGGUUCGACAUCGUCACCCGGACCAAGACGGCCCUGGAGCUGGCGUGCCCCAGGACCGUCUCGUGCGCGGACAUCCUGGCCCAGGUCGUGCGCGACCUGGUGGUCAUGGUGGGAGGGCCCAACUACCCAGUCCUGCUGGGCCGCAAGGACAGCCUGGUCUCGCGGCUCAGCGACGUGGAGCCCAACCUCCCCCAGCCCAACAUGACCAUGGACGUCAUCAUCAACCUCUUCGAGUCCAAAGGGAUCACGGUCCACGAGAUGGUGGCCCUCGUCGGGGCCCACACCCUCGGGUUCGCCCACUGCUCGGAGUUCGCCGACAGGAUCUACCACUACGAAAAGAACGUCCCCACGGACCCCGACAUGAACCCGACAUACGCGGAGGCAUUGAAGAAGUUCUGCUCCAACUACACCAAGGAUCCCACCAUGUCGGCAUUCUUGGAUUUGUACACUCCGGGGAAAUUUGACAACAUGUAUUACCGGAACCUGCUCAAGGGGUUGGGACUCCUGGCGACGGAUCAACUGAUGGCAGAGGAUCCGAGGACGAAGCCAUUCGUGGAGCGAUACGCUGCGAAUCAGACCGCCUUCUUCGAGGAUUUCGCCGAGGGGAUGCAGAAGCUGGGGAUGGUGGAUGUCAAGACUGGGGAUGAGGGGAAUGUCAGGGACAGGUGUGACGUGUUUAACACGUUCAGGACUUAA
This is a messenger RNA of Linum tenue, 1029 nucleotides long. Lineage: Eukaryota; Viridiplantae; Streptophyta; Magnoliopsida; Malpighiales; Linaceae. The record is from the annotation of a GenBank genome assembly.